Messenger RNA from Colletotrichum graminicola M1.001, 2391 nucleotides. RefSeq names its product fungal specific transcription factor domain-containing protein. Gene Ontology annotation, molecular function: zinc ion binding; DNA binding; DNA-binding transcription factor activity, RNA polymerase II-specific. Gene Ontology annotation, cellular component: nucleus. The transcript has a single exon. The record is from RefSeq and is a predicted model, not a curated record. The coding region runs from base 1 to 2391 and encodes 796 amino acids. Gene Ontology annotation, biological process: DNA-templated transcription; regulation of DNA-templated transcription. NCBI's taxonomy places the organism in Eukaryota, Fungi, Ascomycota, Sordariomycetes, Glomerellales, Glomerellaceae.
AUGCGGCCUCCAAUGAGGUCCAGCAUAGCGUGUCUUCGGUGCAGGAAGUCCAAGAUCAAAUGCGACAACGACAAUACAGGAUCGCCCUGUGACACGUGCAUCAAGGCAGGCCACAAGUGCGAGUUUCCGGAUCCCACACCUCUACCAGCUAAGCGAACAGAGCCUCCUACUGUACCGAAACAGGACAAGGACGCCGGCCAUGAUCGAAAACGGGCGAAGAAACUCGAAGAGGCCACUAAUUCUGAAGGACGUACGGGCACCGUUUAUGCCCAGGAAGUACUCUCCGCGCCAUACUUGACCGUGGAUAUGUGGCAUCAAUUGUUGGACAUUUACAAGCUGCACUUUGUCACCGAACUUCCUUUUCUACACCUCCCGACGUUGAAGGGUAUCAUCCACAGCAAGGACACCAGCAAGCCGUCGGCCGAGUCGAAUCUCGUCCUGCUAGGCAUCUUGGCUCUCACAGCAAGGUUCCAGCCCGGACUGGUCAAAUAUGUUGCUCACAUAUCAUAUGACAAAGUAGCAGGCCCCAAGUCCCGCGGUGCAUUGCCCAGGCCGGAGCCCUCCAUGGCAUCGGAAUACUUUGCGAACGCUCUAACCAAAGCAUUAGGCAGUCUGGAGUCGGCUUUGACCUCGGCCACUGUUGUUCGAGUCCAGGCCUUUCUUAUGCUCGGCUUGUAUAAAUGGAGCCAACCCAACGGCGGGCUGGCUGCAUGGAUGUAUGUCGGCGUGGCCGUCAGGAUGGCUCAGGGCCUGAAACUAGGCUUUGGUGACAUACCAUUGCGUGGAAAGAAGAUUUUGGGUCCCCAUCCACGGCCAAACCAGUCGACCGCACACCUUCCGUCGGAGAAGUGGAAGGAUCAGGAAAUCAGGCGACGCACCAUGUUCAGCUGCCUCAUACUUGAUCGGCUCUUGUCGUGUGGAUCCGACCGAGUCUCAAUGGUACGAUCCGAGGAUCUCCAGAUCCAGCUGCCUUGCAACGAACACGCCUUUGAUCUCGGCCGCGUCGUUUACACCGGAUUUCUCCAGCAAGUGGGAAGAGAGAUGGAGAGACACAUUGAUGACAGUGUCCUCAGCCGUUUUGUACAACUGGUCGAAUUUUGGGGAGACAUUACAAAGUACAGCUUUGCGGGAGGCCGCCAUACGGAAACGCUUCCCCCUUGGGACACCAAGUCGAGCUUUUACCAGCUGAACAACAAGGUGGUGGCAUUCUUUGCGCACCUACCGGAAGAAUUUACCUGGUCCAGUGCCAACUUCUGGAAGCACGACAACAGCAUGUACGUGUCCCUUCACAUGCUGGGGGCCCUCUGCAAGAUUAUACUGCACCGUGAAUACAUACCCUUCCUCGCUAUCAAAUGCCAAAAGCCAACGGGCCCUCUGGAAGAACCCGUUUUCGAUCCCUCCACUGUCCCGGAGCAUUUCUGGGAGCGGAGUGCAAAACAAGUCUUCCAGGCAGCGAAGGAGAUCAUCGACCUGAUUUUGACAUGUCGGGACAAGCUUCCCCACUCGCCACUCGUCAUCUUUGCUAUUUGGCAAGCUGCGAUUGUCGGCAUCUACGCUCGACACUACCCGCACAUGGAUACCGAGAAUCAUAUGGUCAGCGAAGAGGAAGUCCAAGAACGGGCUUCCGGAAUGGUGCCUGAGAUGACACAGACGGGAAACACUGGCGUCGCCUUCCAAGCAUUGACCAAAGUCGCCCCUCACUUCAACAUGGCCUCUAAUUACGUGACGUAUUUCAAAGACAUUGACUGGUAUUAUACCAAAGUUUUUUCCGACUAUACAAACCGAGAGUCGAGGAAAAGCAGCGACGGACGUUUGAGUAUCCGGCUGAGUGGGGGCGGCGGCGGCGGGCUCGAAGACUGGCGAGUAAAAAUAGACAAGAUGACGAGCAAUGGCACAAUAUUGGACGAAGACCGACCGACAGGCUAUGAAGGAUCCGACGGAUCGCGCGCCAGUACGUUGGAAAGGAGCUCCUCUUUGGGCCCCGAAUAUUCACACUUUGGCGCCGGCGGUCUUGAUGGCAGGAGAGAUUCUCGACAAGCGUUGUCAUUCACCGCCAUCAAUACCAGUCCGUUUAAUCAGCAAGCCGACCCAGGAGGCUUUGUCAGUGGUAUGCCCCAUCACUCGCCAACACAGAGGUGCCUCCCGACCCCUGAACCCAUGGCUAACAGCUUCGCGAUCGCGGGCGCCCACACAGAAACCGCCAACAUCGAAUCGUACGUUGAACAGAACCAGGGCCAAAGAUUCGGCACCAUGCUCGAGGACAUUCAGGAGUUUAGCACCGGGGGGAUGGUUUGUGUGCCCCGCAUCGGAGACUGGGAUAGGCUCAGGCCGCCAUUCUACACGCAGAUGGCCGACGGCAGCAGCCAGCAGCCAGCAGCCGCAAUUUGGUAG